GGCUCGUUCUCAACCGAUUAAAAGAAUUCAAGGUAAUGCAAACGGUAGAAAAAAGAAUGCAGCUUCCGUUGGCGAUAAACCGCGACCAGGAAUUGGAAAGCCAAAGCUGAUUGUUGAUGCACGAAUGAAGAUCAUCCAGAAGAAGCGUGCACAAAUUACAGAUGCUCGGGAUAAAUUAGUCGAGAUCGCCAGGAAUAGUGGAGAUGCCAGGUUGAGAUUACUGAAACGCAAGGGCAAAUUGUCCACCGCGAAUGGAUCGCCCAAGAAAGAACCCAAAACUGGAGGGAGACCGUAUCGUGAUAGUAUGGAUGUUGAUUAUGACAUGGAAGUGGACAUUCGUCGUCCAAUCGGGUCGCUUAAACGAACCGUUCGCAACGAAAUGUUUACUGUGCCCAGCACAAUGCCUCCUUUGCCAACUUUCAGUAGGAAUGUCCGUAACUCGCCUCCUGCACAAUCAUUUUCAGCGUCAUGGGGCAGUGAUCCGUUCGAUUGUUACGAAGUGCAUACAAGUCGUCCUGUUAUUCGAAAAGCACCUCCACCAGCGCCGCUUCCCCACUUCGACGACCUACCUCCUACACGCGGGAUGGCACGAACGAGAUCCCCUCAUCCACCUCAUCCCAUGUAUGCAGAGGAUAGGCCCCAUCUUUCGUCCACAAUGCGAGCUCGAUUGGAACGGGCGCCCAAUCCCGGUGAAUCGAUGAGAAUUUUCUCGAAAAUGACUUCCGAUGAACAUAUGAGUAGCAGCAGCAGACACCAUCACCAUCACCAUCAACAUCAACAGCCACUUUCUCCUUCGUCAUCACCACCCAUCACCGGCUACAGAAUCGUUGUUAGUAAUUUACACUCCACUGUAACACAGAACGACAUUAAGGAGCUUUUUGAAGACAUUGGCGAUCUGCUCGAGUCACGUCUGGUGCGUCCAGGAGUAGCGGAGGUAAUUUAUCGAACUCUGAAAGAUGCCAAAGAGGCCGUUGAUACGUACCACAACAGACAGCUUGACGGCCAACCGAUGAAAUGUUUGCUUGUGAAGCCACGGGCAUCGAAUAAACCCACAGCGCCGGCCAUCGUGUACUCGAGCUCUUCAAGAACCUUGAAACCCUCUUCACUCACAUCAUCGUCGGCGUCGAAGAAGUCACACGUUGAGAUAGAUAUCGAUGCUUUGCAUACUGUGCUUUUCAGAAGAGAUCACUAGGAAAAUACGUCCUUACAUACUUUUAGAAAUUUCAUCCUUCUCACAAAUGU
Toxorhynchites rutilus septentrionalis is the source of this 1242-nucleotide messenger RNA. Its product is annotated as polymerase delta-interacting protein 3-like. Gene Ontology annotation, molecular function: mRNA binding. NCBI's taxonomy places the organism in Eukaryota, Metazoa, Arthropoda, Insecta, Diptera, Culicidae. The record is from RefSeq and is a predicted model, not a curated record. Gene Ontology annotation, biological process: mRNA export from nucleus. The transcript has a single exon. Gene Ontology annotation, cellular component: nucleus. The coding region runs from base 125 to 1192 and encodes 355 amino acids.